AUGGGAAUCGCCCAGCCCUCCUUCCUCGGCGUCCUCGCCAGACCAAACAAGGGCGGCGCGUCGCCUCCAUUUGCACCCACGUACGUAUGCACGUCCACCGGCGAUCAACUUGUAUGGGAUCCCCCUCCUCCUCUACAAAUACGCGCCGCCCGGGGCGAGGGGAAUCAAGCCAAGCACCUGCACCACGCUAGCAAGCUACCUCCUCUCUCCUUUUCUUUUCUUCCUGCAGGUGCAGGAAGAAAAGAAAGAACGCGCAGUCGUCGCACGUCUUCGGAGAUGCUGCGCACUGGCGCGACGCGGCCGCGCUGCGCGUUGUGCGGACCGGGGGCGGACGUGCACUGCCAUGCCGACGCAGCAUUCCUCUGCGCGACGUGCCAUGCCCAGGCGCACUGCACCAGCUCCUUCGCGUUCCGCCACCGCCUCACGUGUGUCCCGCCCGAGCCCAACCACGCCCGCGCGGAGGUUCUGGCCAGGGCGAUGGACCUGGACCCCUGGGUAACGCGCCUACGUCCCGCCGCAGCCGGCUGCACGCAUGUGCCGCCGCCCAACGACGUCUGCACGGAGGUUACUGCCAGGGCGAUGGGCCUCGACCCUGGGCUCCAGCUUUUGGCCAGGCGGGUAGGCCUGGACGCGAGGGCUGCGCGCCUGCGUGCCGCCGCAGCCUUCAGCACGCUCCGGGUCGAGUUCGCCGCCGCGCCGCGCAUGCCACUACGCGUCGCGAUGGCUGCCGCGCUGUGGAGGGAGGUGGCGGCUCACGGCGGCGUCCACGAGCCCGGCCACGCGCUCCAGCGCCUGGCAACCUGGGCACACGUGCCAACAAGUUUCCUUGUGGCGGUGGCAGCGGCAACCGGGCGAGCGCGUGAAGUAAGGACGGCCGCAGUGGACGUUGAGGAGGAAUCGGUGGACUACGCGAUCAGGAGCCCACGCAGGAUACCACAGGAGCUUUCCUUAUUCGUGUAG
Molecule: messenger RNA, 960 nt
Organism: Triticum aestivum (bread wheat)
Lineage: Eukaryota; Viridiplantae; Streptophyta; Magnoliopsida; Poales; Poaceae
Exons: 1
Coding region: 1-960 (319 amino acids)
Source: RefSeq, a predicted model, not a curated record